AUGGGUGGCUGCAUUCCCUGGAACAAACCGCUCACGGCCGACGAUUUGGCUCAGCGGAUCCCCCGGCCACCGCUGGGUAGUGUGAGAAAUCCCUGCCGCAAAAUGCCCUCUUUUUCCCCGCAAUUUGAUUCGAUUAGGGUUUCUCCUUCCACGACGGCGACAAGGGUGGCGGAAUCUGGUGGAAAAGAAAUCUCAAGAUGUGGUUCUUCGCAAGCUACUCCCAAGACAUCUCCAUUUAAAGAGCUGGCUGCGGCAACUGACAAUUUCAGGGAUGAUUGUCUCUUGGGUGAAGGUGGAUUUGGUCGAGUUUAUAAAGGCAGGUUGGAAAGCAUCCAACAGACAGUAGCAAUAAGGCAGCUCGAUCUCAAUGGUGCACAAGGAAAGAGGGAGUUCCUUGUUGAAGUUAUGAUCUUUGGUCUACUUCACCAUCCUAACCUUGUUAAUCUGAUUGGGUAUUGUGUUGAUGGAGAUCUAAGGCUUUUGGUUUAUGAAUAUAUGCCGCUUGGAUCCUUGGAAGAUCACCUCCAUGGAGACCUUUCUUCAGAUAAGAGGCAGCUCAACUGGCAUCACAGAAUGAAAAUAGCUGCUGGGGCAGCGAAAGGAUUAGAGUACCUGCAUGACAUGGUAAAUCCUCCUGUGAUUUAUCAUAAUCUAAAAUGGUCGAACAUUCUGCUCGACGAGAACUAUGACCCCAAGUUGUCAGAUUUUGGACUGGCAGAGCUUGGUCCUAUUGGUGAUAAUACUCAUGUCUCCACCCGAGUGAUGGGCACAUAUGGGUACUGUGCACCUUUUAAUAUUCAAGGACCGGGCAACUAACAAUAAAGUCUGAUAUUUAUAGCUUUGGAGUUGUUCUUUAAAAACUUAUAACCGGAAGAAUAGCAAUUUAUUGUUCUAGACGUCCAGGCGAGCAGAAUCUUGUUUCCUGGGUAUCUUUUUUGUUUCCUUUCCCGACCAUUUUAUUGUUCUAAUAUGUAUUAGCCAUCUCUAUUCUGUUUCAUUUUAAGCAUUCAGUUAAUAUUUGCAAUUAUCAUGUAGCACUUUUGUUCAGCACUUCAGAAUGUUUUUCUUUGUUCCAUGCUUGAUCAAAGCCAUUGUUCAAGGACCGAAAGAAGAGGGGUUCCCCUCGAUGAUUGACCCAAUGCUUCAGGGCCAGUACCCCAUCCACGGCUUAUACCAGGCACUUGUCAUUGCUGCAAUGUGUGUGCAGUCUUAACCGAGUUUGAGACCUCAGAUAGCAGACGGCAAUUCUACCGGACAAAAACCAAGCAGUCAAUCCAAAAGUGAUUUAUAGAGAGGGCAGAAUAGAGCUGAUCAGUUCAUUCGAACUUCUACGCCAAAUACUCUUUUGCGAUUCCUGUUCUGUUUGUUAACUCAGUCUCACCUUCAAUCUCUCCUUUGGUUCUUUUAGUUUUAGGGUCAGCAAAUUUUCACUAUAAAUUUUUAGAUAAGGUGAUUGUUGGUUCUUGUAUCGAAACUUCAAUUAUUUUACUUCAUCUAUCUUAUCCAAACCAAGGGAUAUAAAUUGCUACUUA
Molecule: messenger RNA, 1532 nt
Organism: Zingiber officinale
Lineage: Eukaryota; Viridiplantae; Streptophyta; Magnoliopsida; Zingiberales; Zingiberaceae
Product: probable serine/threonine-protein kinase PBL7
Exons: 4
Coding region: 1-816 (271 amino acids)
Biological process (GO): protein phosphorylation
Molecular function (GO): protein kinase activity; ATP binding
Source: RefSeq, a predicted model, not a curated record